Vicia faba (fava bean) is the source of this 1425-nucleotide messenger RNA. Lineage: Eukaryota; Viridiplantae; Streptophyta; Magnoliopsida; Fabales; Fabaceae. The record is from the annotation of a GenBank genome assembly.
AUGAAUCAAAAGGGAAGUUUUUGUGAGGCUUUUAGGAAACAUGAAGAAAAUUUUGCUGAAAGCAAAGAGAAGGUGCAAAAGUGGAGAGAUGCAUUGAGAGAGGUCGCCAACUUGUCAGGCUGGGAUUCUAAGGAUCAACUUGAAACAAAGCUCAUUGAAGAAGUUGUUGCACAAGUAUGGAAAAAACUGGAACUUAGAUUUUCAUCCUAUAACGAUGGACUGGUCGUGAUUGAUACAAGAUUGGAAGAAUUAUAUUCAACUCUGAAGAUAGGUUUCGAGGACGUUUGUUUCAUAGGGAUAUGGGGUAUGGGUGGGAUAGGGAGGUCUCUGGCGAAAGAAAUGAAGGUAUGCUACAGUUACAGAAUAAAGUUCUCUCAUCUGAACAUAAAAGGAAUGGUAAUUGAAACCUUAAGCGAAAGAAAGGACAGCUUAAGAAACCUUUUAUCUAACAAAAAGGUUCUUCUUGUCCUUGAUGAUGUAAGUUCUAAAAGCCAACUUGAGAAUUUGGCUGGAAGCCAUGCAUGGUUUGGUCGAGGGAGUAGAAUUAUAAUUACGACUAGGGAUAAGCACCUCUUGAUAUCGCAUGCUGUAUUGUUUGAAAUGUAUGAGAGUAACAUCUUAAAUAAAAGUGAAUCCCUUCAACUUUUUUGUGAAAAAGCUUUUAAAAAGGACAAACCGGAAGAAGAUUAUUUUGAGUUAUCUAAGACUAAAAGUGUGGUCGAUUAUGCUGGAGGCCUUCCUUUGGCUCUUGAAGUGUUGGGUUCUUUUCUUUGCGGAAGAAGGAUAUCUGAUUGGGAAGAUGCUUUGAUCAAAAUUAAACAAGUUCCACAUGAUGAUAUCCUAAACAAACUUCAAAUAAGUUAUGACAUGUUAGAAGAUGAACACAAAACUAUAUUUCUAGAUAUUGCAUGCUUUUUUAAGGGAUGGUAUAAACAUAAAGUGAUACAGAUAUUGGAAAAUUGCGGCUUUCAUCCAACACUUGGAAUAAAUGUUCUUAUAGAAAAAUCACUAGUAACUUUUGAUGGAAGAGUUAUUGGGAUGCAUGAUAUGCUAGAAGAAAUGGGUAAAACCCUAGUUUUUCUAGAAUCUCCUAAUGAUCCUGGCAAACGGAGUAGAUUGUGGUCUCUAGAGGAUAUUGAUGAAGUACUAAGAAAUAAUAAGGGAACUGAACUUGUUCAAGGUAUUGUUUUGAAGUCAUCACCAUCUAUGUCAUUUGAAGCAUGUUGGAACCCCGAGGCCUUCUCAAAGAUAUGUAAUCUUAGCUCACUAAAAGUGCAUAUAUGGCGGGCAUAUCCAAUGAAUACUCUACCACUUGGAGUUCAACUGGAUAAGCUUGUUCACUUACAAAUGGUUAAUAGUAAAGUCAAACAACUGUGGAAUGGAACUCAGUAUUUUGGAAAGCUGAAAGUAAUUGAUUUGAGUUAA